Messenger RNA from Fragaria vesca subsp. vesca, 2369 nucleotides. RefSeq lists its product as uncharacterized. NCBI's taxonomy places the organism in Eukaryota, Viridiplantae, Streptophyta, Magnoliopsida, Rosales, Rosaceae. The transcript has 19 exons. Gene Ontology annotation, biological process: microtubule-based movement. Gene Ontology annotation, molecular function: microtubule binding; ATP hydrolysis activity; ATP binding. Gene Ontology annotation, cellular component: microtubule; kinesin complex. The record is from RefSeq and is a predicted model, not a curated record. The coding region runs from base 1 to 2310 and encodes 769 amino acids.
AUGGCCUCCAGCAACCCCGAUCUCACCAAAACCCCUAAACGCCGCUCCAGCACAUCGCGAAAGGUCCGGCUCGUGGCGAAAAUCGGCGGCGCCUCAGAUCCGGAUGCCGAGGUUUCCGGUGAGGUGUCGUGGAUCUCGGUGAACAAGCCCGGCGGAGAGGUUUCGGAGAGCGUCACUCUCUCCUUCAGGGACCAAUCAGCAAGCCGUAAAGAGGCAUAUGAAUUGGACUAUUGCUAUGACCAAAAUGAGGAUAAUGGCCAGAUUUUUUCGCGAGAAGUAAAGCCUUUGAUUCCGGGAAUUCUCGAGGGUUGUAAUGCCACUGUCAUUGCUUUGGGAGCUAGAGGUAGUGGAAAGACUAGCUUAAUUCAGGGGUCGAGUGAGAAACCAGGUUUGGCGACACUGGCAAUCGAUGAAAUUAUCUCAAUGGCUGAGAAAAACGGAUGUUCGAUUACUAUAUCCUCGUAUGAGGUGUAUCAGGACCACAUUUAUGAUAUAUUGGCUCCUUCACGCCCAGAAGUUUUGGUACUGGGAGACACUCAAGGAAACAUUCGGCUUAAAGGUCUUUCUCAGGUGCCUGUGAAGUCCAUUUCAGAAUUCAGCAAAUUGUAUGGUAGUGGGUAUGCUUCUCGUAAACCAGCACCAAAAGGACCAGUUGAACUUUCUCGUAGGUGUCACAAGGGAUUGAUAGUCUAUGUAUCAUCUCAAAGAGAAAAUUCAGAUUCCCUUCAAUUCAGCAAGUUAAACAUCAUUGACUUAGCAGGUUAUGAAGAUACAAGAAGGAAGAGCACUGAUUGCAUUAAUCAUGUUGAGAGCAGUAAAAUCAAUAAGUCAAUCUAUGCCAUGAUCAAUGUUGUUAAUGCUGUGAGUUCCAGUGGAAACCAUGUGCCUUAUCGGGAAAACAAACUCACACACUUAUUGCAAGACUCCCUGGGAGGGAUGAGUAGAGUUCUGAUGAUCACUUGUUUGAAACCGUCAUUUUGCCAAGAUUCUAUUUACAUGGUAAGCUUGGUGGCCCACUCUUCUCAAAACACCAAUCAGGCUGUCACAGGCUCCACAAAGAAAAGUAAAGGUCUCACAAGAUCAGAAGUGCAUUCAUCCCGCUCUUCUCAAAAUACCAAUCAGGCUGUCACAGGCUCCACAAAGAAAAGUAAAGGUCUCACAAGAUCAGAAGUGCAUUCAUCACAUAAGGGCCAUGUAUCCAUGACCGCUUCGGCUAUAGCAAAGAAACAAACCAUCUCCCGAAAGCCUCUUUCUGAGAAGAAAGUCAAUGGGACUCUUUCUUCCAAGAAAGCAAAUGGCAGUGUGAGUUUUGCAUUGAAAGGAAGGAAACUCCUUGAUGAAAAAAGUCGUUUGACCAAAUCGAUGAAGGCAACUGCUAUGUCAGAUAUCGUCUCAACCAUUGAAACAUCUGUACCUGAGAAGGAAGAUGAAGGACCCGAGCAGCUUAAAUCUGAGAAUCCAUCAUCAGAUGCUUUAGAUCCCAUUGAACCUACCUCUAUCGUGCAAAAGGACGAGUUACUAUCAGAUGAUCCAAAGCAUUCAGAACAUUCUUUAAAUGAAGAAAAGGAGUAUCUACUAGUGGAUGAUCCAAAGCAUGAGGAAGAUGACUCAAUUGCAGAAAAGGAUGUUUCUAUGAACUGUGAUGGCCCUACUGAGGAAGGUAAUCCUAGUGAUGAUAACAGUAGCGGAGAUGCGUUGGCUUUAGUUGAAGAAGUUCAGGACAUGGAGAAGGAAAACAAUAACUUCCCAGACAAUGAAGAUGCAUCGCCUCCAAUCAGUGCAAGAUUACAGGAAUUGGCAUUAAAAAUGAAAUCACUUUGUUCUACAACUCCAUUGUGCAUGAAGAUGCCAGAGGAGAAAGAUACUUCAUCCAAUAACUUCCUCUGUACUGACAUCAUGGAAUCAAAUGCCCCGGUGGCCAGUCAGGAUAUAAGACCCAAUGAUAGUUGGGAGCUUGCAAAUGUCAACAAUAUCAUGGAACCAAAGACCCCAGUUGCCGGUCAGGAUAUAAAACACAAUGAUAGAUGGGAGGUUGCAAAUGUCAACAGCCCUUGGGAAGCAUUGAGUGUCCGCAGUGCUGGUGUCAAGCAAUCUCUUGUUCAAGAAUAUCUUAGCUUCUUAAACACCGCUAGCAAGGAAGAUUUGAAGAGAUUAAAGGGAAUUGGAGAGAAAAGAGCAACAUACAUAUUGAAUUGCCGUGAAGAAACUCCUGAACCCUUCAAGAGUCUUGAUGAUUUACAAGACAUUGGACUUUCAGUGAAGCAGAUUAAGAACUUGAUGAAGAAGGCAGGAGGAGGGCUUUUCGAUUAGUGAUCUCUGGAGAAUCUCUCUUCUCUGAUUGCAUUUUCUUUAAGUGUGUAGAGUUAUGU